AUGGCCACGGCGAGAGCCAUGGCCAAUGUGCCGCGGGGAGGCCAACGCCAGACCCUAACCGGUCUCGAUACCUAUCACCAAUACAUGGUCCAGGAGAGCCGGAUGAAGCCAGAUCCUCUGCGCAUACAACGCCCAAAAGCUCGACUGUCCAGCGCUGACAGGGUUGAGCGGCCUUAUACAGCACGCUUCGGCUCCUUCAGCACACCACAUCCAACAGGACACACUCCAUCAUCCAGCCAAGAAAGUAAUUUAAAGCGACCAUCCUCUGCAAAGGCUGAUUCGCCAACCAUUUCGACUUCCGACUUCGCCCCCGUCUCCGACCAGACGACCCAAGGCACUCCCGUCAACUCACGCGCAAGACGUGUUCGACUCGCUUCGCCCGCAUCGCGUCGCGGCCUGCUCGAGACACCUAGUACAGACCCAGCACCAAGCGAACCCCUAGUGGACGUCAACCUGCCGUGGCGACCGCCGUAUCUCAAACGAAGGGUUCUCUUGUCGUUCGCGCUUCUCUUGGCUGGCUUGGUCGCCGUCAUUGAGGCCCUCUUAGUCAUCUCAAACCGCAACACAGGCGUAGGGCCUCCCACACGACUACUCCGCUACGCAUGGCAGUAUGCUCCGCCUGCCGUCGUCACCCUCGUCGCGGCCAUCUGGACGCGGGUUGAGUACCAGGCCAAGGCAAGUGCGCCCUGGAUCCGCCUGUCCCGUGGGCCGAGCGACGUCCGGACAUUGACGUUGGACUACACAUCAAUGGUAGCACCUCAGGCCAUAUUCCGGGCGGCUCGAAACCGUGACUGGCUCGUUCUUGCUAUCACACUGGCCGGCCUAGUUUUCAAGCUCCUAAUCGUCUUCUCCGUUGCGCUUGUGACACCUGUACGGACCAAUGUGGAAGACCAUCUUGCGAGCAUUGCGGUCCAACGUGCCUUUGUCGACAAUGCGUCUGGAUUACAAAACCCCAGCUCGAUUCCGCUUUUCACCAUGCUUGGGUUGCAAACGACCGAUCUCUCUUUCCCAGAUGGCACAUCGAGAGACUUUGCCUUUCAGUCAUUCGACGCCAACCUGCCAGCCACUGCCGAGCUUCGGGCGACGGUUGAGGGCUUUCAAGGACGCCUCGAAUGCGAGCCGGCUCAAACGACGCUCAACAGUGUUCAGCUGCUGCAAGGAUCGACUACACGACUUGACGUCACGGUUGCGGCGCCAUCCUGUCGGACAACACAAAGCAUCAUGAACGACCUUCUCUCGAGCAAUGCCUCGGCGGUGACACCCCGCGUCUUCAUGGCUUUCCAAGGGGGUGACUGCGGCAGCACUCAGGCAAACGACGACCAGCGGUUCGUCAUCAUGGUGGGCACCAUCACCGUAGAUCCGGCGUCGUUCCCUCGCAAUCCCAACGCAAGGGAUGUUCCCCUGCGAGGCGCCCUGCCGCAGUCGGCCGCGGUGAUCUGUCGACCUACCUAUGAUCUUGGGCCGGUGGAGGUGGUGAAAAAUGGCACAGGUUUGCUUUCAAUCAGGCGACUCAACAGCACGCGACCUCGGACUCUCAAUACCAUUCAUCCGUGGGACUUGGCCAAGGCGCAGUUCGAACUAUACGACGAAGCAAUACUGAACGGCUCUGUUCUUGCCACCGACAAAUACUACGACAACCCCGACCAAGUCGUCAUUGAUUCGGAUGGCAUCAUCGACGUCAUGAUGGCCAUGGAGGUCAAGGCGAAUGGGGUGCCGCAGCUAGGAAAUCUCCUCGACACUGCAACCCUUGAUCGCUUAGCAUCUGCAUACUGGACGCAAUUUUCGGCCCUUCUCGCGAGAAAUGAAAUUAUGGCCGGGGCUAGGCAGCAAACUGUAGGCAGAGCAGUGCUCGUAGGAGAGAGACUGCUGGUUCGUACUGUGACCGCACACCUCAUGGCCGCCCUUUUUGGCGUCAUCGUCCUCGUGUGCCUGCUGGCCGUUGACAUGGUACCCAGGCUCGGAUUUCUGCCCCGAGAUCCCAGCACAAUCCUGGAUAUGGCGACUCUACUGGCACACAGUCGACCGCUGCUGCAGUGCCUACGGGGAACCGGCGCCGCUGAUGAGACGACCAUUCACGAUCGACUUGAAGGGUCGACCUACCGCCUCGGCGUGGAGCCGUAUGAGAAGACGACGAGCACUGGCUCUGGAUACUUCAAGAUCCUGGGCGGUUUUCCUCCACCACUGGAUGCACCACUGUACUUUCAGCACACCGGGCAAUGGAAGCGGCCCUUGUCAUUACAGCUUUGGACAAGAGGAGCUGUGAUUACCAUGCUUGGUGGCAUCAUCGCGAGCUUGGAAGUGGCCUUGCGAGCGUCUCGCCGUAACCAGGGCAUCGCAGGCGUCAGCGACAUCGAUUACCUCCAUUUUCUGUGGACGUCAGGUCCCGCCCUGCUACUGCUGGGCCUCGCUCUUUACCACAGCGCUGCCGACUUUGCCACUCGAAGCCUGGCGCCCUUUGCAAAGCUCAGGGGCGGCGGUGAGCUGAGUACUACGGUGGGACUUGACUUUCUCAACAAGUCGAAGCCUCGCGUCAUCUGGUCUGCGCUGCGAACCGGGAACCCGUCUGUGCUCAUUACGAGCAUAACCGCAUUCUUCGCUUCGCUGGUCGUCAUCUUUUCUGGUGCUCUCUUCACACCCGUACCGGUAUGGGAGACCCGGAAUGUUGUCCUCCAGAGUGUAGACUUUUUUGCCAAUACGACUGUCCUUCCAGCAGGGUUUGACCCUGACUCUCUGCCGCCCGCCGACAGUGACGCGGUGCUGUCAUCCCUAAUUCUGAACGCCAAUGCCUCGUUUCCUGCCUUCACGUUCAACGACUUGAACUUUCCAGCAAUGCAGCUGCAGGGUGCGCUACCCAACGACGACCGCGAGCUUCAGGACAUUGCUAUCCAAGCAACCAUUCCAGCACUUCGGCCUAACCUGCAGUGCCGUCUGUACCCGCAGUCCGAGAUAUCGACCAACAUGACAAUCGACAACCUCUUCAUCAACGUCGACGCGGAGCCUUGUCGGGUCGGUAACUCUGGACAGCAAGCAAGCAACGCACAGUUCCCGGCGUUUCCAGGGGCCUCCGUUCCGACGGCCCUCUUUGGUCGGGCUACCUCCCGUCGAGACAACGGCGCGCAAUGCUCUGACUUUCUUUACAUCUGGGGCCAACUCGAUAACCCCAGCUCGCCAUCAUCGACCGUGUCGUCUGUAUCGGCCAUGGGAUGCAACGAAACGCUUGAGACAGUGGCUGCGUUGACGACGCUGCGUGGUCCAUCGCUUCGGAUCGAUCCAACGAUACCACCGCGUGUCACAGGCGCGACGGCUACACCAAAUGCUGUGGCGCUACCGGUGUUGCAGUACAGUCGCCUCGCUAAUCUGACCGCUACGGGGGGUAAUCUGCUUGACCCUUUUUUCUCUGCAUUGACCUCGUCAGACGUUGCAGUUCCGGCGGCAACCCUGGGUGACACAGGUCUCGAUAUCGCAGGCCGCGUAGCAGACGCCAUUGUCGCGCAGCACAAGAUCAUCCGCGCACAAAACCUCAACCUCAACAUCCGACGCUCGCUCUCUGCGCAAGGCAACUUUCCCUUUACGGGCAACGGCGUCACCAUUGGCACGGGCGGUGAUACGGCAGCGGCACAGCCUCGAGUCGCGGGCGUGCUGCGGAGCGUGAACAAUAGCGGCGCGCGCAGGCUCGAGGUGGACGAGAUUGCGGCGCGCGUGCUGCAAGCCAUUCUCGGCGUUGUGUUGCUUGGAUGCAUCGUGGGGCUGGUCCUUGCCAUGAUUGGUGGACUCGGCAUCCGCGGAGAAGGCAUGGUGCCGCGACAGGGCAGGAGUAUCGCGUCCAUGGCGGCGCUGUUGGCUGACGGCAACGUGUUUGGGUUCCUCGGGCGGGGUGCCGAGUGGAUGAAGCAGGAGGAGAUUGAGGCAGACUUCAAGGAUGGAGGCCUCGUCGUGGGCUUCGGACUCGGAUGGGAGGUGGUACGGGCGAGGCGGCGAGGCGAUGGGGUGCGCAGGUAUGGAAGCGACCUUCUCGGGGAUGAGGAGCUCGAAUUUGGGCUCAAGGUGGUACGGGCAGGCGGAUGGCAGGGCGGAGUCGAGGUCGGACUCGGGACGAUGGCGCGCGUUACUCGCGGGCAGCGAGGGUUCGUGCGGACUCGGUCCUGA
Molecule: messenger RNA, 4146 nt
Organism: Verticillium dahliae VdLs.17
Lineage: Eukaryota; Fungi; Ascomycota; Sordariomycetes; Glomerellales; Plectosphaerellaceae
Exons: 1
Coding region: 1-4146 (1381 amino acids)
Source: RefSeq, a predicted model, not a curated record